AUGGUGAACAAAUUGAUUUCAACCUUUGUCGUUCUGUUCGCAUUGGCAUCUUCUAUGCCAGCUGAUCUUGAAGUUAAGCAAAUCUUAACCGGUGAGUAUGACGGCUUCAAAACAUUCAUCAACAGUUUCAUGGAUGGCUACACCGGCACCACUUUCAACCUCCCAGCUACCUGUUUCUCCCAAGACCAACAAAACACCCUCAAUCAAAACAUCGUUUCCCUAUUUUUCAGCAUCCUCCAAUUCAAGAAAGCUGCAGUUGCUACCAACGCUAAAGCUUUCUUAGACAACUUUGCAACUUACAGCUAUGGAUGUGGACUCAAUGAAAUCACUGAAAACUGGGUUGCUGAUAUCAAAGCUAAAAGCGAAUUCUGGAUUCUUGCUAACUUUGUGGAAUCAGAAAAAGAAAUCGUUGCAGCCAUGCAUCAAGCCUAUGUUUAUCUUGGAGAAGAGAAAUGGAGCCAAGCUGGUCAAAGCUUCGGAGUUGCUAUGAGCCAUAUGGUCCCAGCACCAACUUCAUCCUUACAAUCAGGAAGACCAAUGUACAUGAACUUCUUUAACGGGUUCUUACUUGGAUUACAAAAGAAUCCUUUAGUCCCAUCAGCUUGCUAUUUGGAUUUAACUGACUUAUUCCAAUACACUGAAAAUGUUGCCACUGACAUUAAGCAGAUGCUCGCCUUCAACAUGAUUGGCUUCGCAGCAUUUUCUUCUGACUACGUCAGAUUUGUCGAGAACGUUGGGUAUGCUAAUUCAGACUGCGAUUUCACCUACCUAGCUACUUUCUUAACAGAGAAUGGCUUUGAAAUUAUCCUUAACAACUACCUUGCAAGCGGAAGCACCACUAAAACCUUAUCUGAAACCAUUGCAGAUUGCAGUUCUAACUAUAAUGAGUGUGGCCAAGCUGCUGGAACAUUAGUUCAGACACUUCUUGGUUGGGGAAUCUAA
This is a messenger RNA of Blepharisma stoltei, 942 nucleotides long. Lineage: Eukaryota; Ciliophora; Heterotrichea; Heterotrichida; Blepharismidae. The record is from the annotation of a GenBank genome assembly.